Messenger RNA from Sorghum bicolor (sorghum), 1915 nucleotides. RefSeq names its product receptor-interacting serine/threonine-protein kinase 4. The transcript has 2 exons. The record is from RefSeq and is a predicted model, not a curated record. Lineage: Eukaryota; Viridiplantae; Streptophyta; Magnoliopsida; Poales; Poaceae. Bases 481 to 1701 code for a protein of 406 amino acids. Gene Ontology annotation, molecular function: protein binding.
CUUCACCCGGCGUGCGUGAGCGUGACUCGGCAGUCGCCAGCCGUCUUCCGAACGCGACGUGUACUGUACGCGCUCGUACCGGGGCGGCCGGGGGCCUGCUGCUCGACCUCGAUCGUAGGCGUAGCUCUGCUCCAUCAUUCCCCAAUGGUCCCCUUGUUUAUCAUGCAAUCGAGGGCCACAACGGAUCCAGCCAUCCAUGGAAUCCGCACGGACUUAUGUGCGGACCUGUAGUCAUCGAAGCUACCUACCGGGGGCGUGCAUGGGCGUAUGAUGUGGUCUGCUCAAUGCUCACGCCAUCGCAGUGGCACAGAAGAUCAACAUUCCUUCCUUGCCCAUCCAACACAGCCAGCCAGCGUGACAAGAAAAGCGUCGCCCUAGGUAACCCAUGCUGCAUCGUUCCACUGCCCCGGCCACUGCUUCCAUACUAUAGUCUCUCUCGUGCAGGUGCAGCGAGCUCCCCUCUCCCCUUCGUUCCAAGAAAUGGCCGCGGCGGAAGCAGCAGCCUCCUCCGCGCCAGCUCCCGAGCGUCGUCUCCUGGAGGUGGAGGAGGACGAGGUGGUGAUCGACUUCAAGCCCAACGCCAAGUGCCGCGCCGACCUCCGCCUCCGCUCGCUGCACCCGUCCCUCCCCGUCGCCUUCAAGGUGCAGACCUCCUCCCCGCUCAAGUUCCUCGUCAGCCCGCCGCGCGGCGCCGUGCCGCCGCUCUCCACGGCGUCGCUCCGCGUCGUGCUCCGCCCUCAGGCGCACCCGCCGCCGUCCUUCCCGCGCUCCCGCGCCGACCGCUUCCUCGUCCUCUCCUCGCUCUCCGCCGCGCGCCUCGACUCCGCCGUGGGCAGCGACGACGACGACGUCAGCGCCGUCCGCCUCCGCGUCUUCUUCGGCGGGCCGUACCUGCUCCGCCUCGCCGCCGACGCCGGGGACGCCGCGGCCGUGCGCCUCAUCCUGCGCAGGCAGCCGCACCUGCUGCCGUUCCUGGACCACCUGCAGGCCGCCGACGCCGCCGAGCAGUGGGCGCCGCUGCAUGCGGCGGCCGCCAGGGGGGACUGCGGGGAGGUGAGGCGGCUGGGGCCUGACGCGCUGGCCGCGCGUGACCGCGAAGGGAGGACGGUCCUGCACGCGGCGGCCGCGGCCGGCGAGGCCGAGGCGGUGGCCGUGCUGGUGGACAUGGGCGCCGACACGUCGGCGGUCGACGCGCGCGGGAGGACUCCGCUGGACGUCGCGCGCGAGAAGGGAUACCAAGAAGUGGUGGACGUCCUGGAACGGUGGGAGCUGGUGAUGACGGCGGCGAGGCGAGGCGACCUCGGGAGCCUCGAGUCCCUGCUCAGCAAGCGCGCGGCCGUCUGCGGGCGCGACCAGUACGGCCUCACGGCGCUCCACCUGGCGGCGAUCAAGGGCCACUGCGACGCGAUCGCGCUGCUCGCCGGGUCGGGCUGCAUGGACGUCGAGUGCGAGGACGUGGAAGGGCACAGGCCGCUGCACCUCGCCGUCGAGGGCGGCCACGCCGAGGCCGUCGAGGUGCUGCUCGACAUGGGCGCCGACGUCAACGCCAGGACAAGGCGCGGCGCCACGCCGCUCCAGAUGGCGGAGGCCAUGGGGUACGAGGCCGUCGCUCAGCUUCUGUGCGCUAGAGGCGCUGAGGUGGCUGCCGCACCGGCGUUGUGCGUCGCAUCGUCGUCUUCGUCGUCCAUAUCGUGCGCCUGAUUUGGUUUGCCGGUUUCAGAAGAGUUGGGAGUGUUGGACGGACACGAAACUGCACUGUACUGUAUAGUCUAAAAAUAGUUCUGCUUUCUUGGGAGAGAACAGCUCCUUAUUUAAGGGGACGGUCGAUUGGCUGCCUUUGCGUGCUAUACGCAGUGUGCUGGUGGGGAAAAAAAGCAUGCAAUUGCAGCGCUUUACAUGUUGAUGUUAUUGUUUA